GUUUAUCUGUUUCUUGUCGGCUCAUGAUACAUAAAGAUCCCACUUGCCAUCACUUGGACUUGUCUCUAUUUUUUUACUGAUUUAUUUACACCUAAAUUCUAAUUAUAGAAACUAAUCCAACGACAAUACCGUUACAAGUUGCUUAUUGGAGAUAUCAAAUGCUACUUAAGUCCUAAACACUAUAUUUAGUAUUUAAUACUCCAAGAAACCAUAUACCAAGAUUGUAAUAAACCAAACUUAAGACUAACUAACUAAAUCCUAGGUAGCACCGAUACAUACAUGCACCGGGACACUUGGAUCUAGAUAUAGAUACGAAAACAGUAUUAUUUUAAGGUUUUUUUAUGUUAAAAUUGAAGAUCUGUCAGAAAUGCCAAAUGUCCGACACAUUUUCGAAACGGGAAGGGUUCGAAACCACUAAAGUUUAAAUCUUUUGUUGAAAGAAACCACUUUGGUAAGCUGAAAUGUUUGACAAGAGUCAAAUUGUUCCAACUUUAUGGUCUGUGUAUGACAGCAAUUCGAAUAGGGUUUGGUUUUGUAAUGAGCUAAAAUUAGAAAGUUAUGAUCUUUUCGAAGUUGGGUUCGAAGAAAACGAUAAAUGGUUCACUUAACCGACACAUGAAGACAGUAACUUCAGUCAUGGAGGGUGAUGCAAGAGUUAGAUGGGGAAAAGGAAACCUACCCACAAAAGAAAGCUGUGGAAUUUUUAAUGGGGGAUUGGCAGGUGUUGGAGGGGGUCACACACAGACAUAAGAAGCGGUGAUCGAGAUUUUGCUUUGAACACUAAAAAAUUUCUUUGAUUUGUUUAAUUGGUUGGUAAAAGAUUGGUUGUACUUUCUUGGAUUCUCAUUUCAAAGUUUUCUUCUUCUUUCUUCUUCUUUAAGUAGUUACUUUUAUAUAGCCUUAUCAGUUGGACUACUCUGGUUUAAAGAUUGUGCUAAGUAAGAGUGGGUGAAGAUGUCUUCCUCAAGACCAGCUCAAUCCUCAUCUGGCAGUUCUGCGAGAUCAAGACACAGUGCUAGGAUUAUUGCUCAGACGACAGUAGAUGCAAAGCUUCAUGCGGAUUUUGAGGAGUCCGGUAGUUCGUUUGACUACUCAAACACAGUGCGUGUCACCAGUUCCAUUAAUGGUGAUCAACCACCGAGGUCGGACAAAGUAACCACAGCUUAUCUUCAUCAUAUCCAGAAAGGGAAGCUGAUCCAGCCUUUUGGUUGCUUGCUGGCCUUAGAUGAGAAAACAUUUAAGGUUAUUGCAUAUAGUGAGAAUGCCCCCGAAAUGUUGACCAUGGUUAGUCAUGCAGUGCCGAGUGUCGGGGAUCACCCAGUUCUUGGAAUUGGAACUGACACAAGGACCAUCUUUACAGCACCCAGCGCCUCUGCCUUGCAGAAAGCUCUGGGAUUUGGUGAUGUCUCUCUUUUGAAUCCCAUCUUAGUUCAUUGCAAGACUUCUGGGAAGCCCUUUUAUGCUAUUGUCCAUCGUGUAACUGGUAGUUUUAUAGUUGAUUUUGAGCCAGUAAAACCUUAUGAGGUCCCCAUGACUGCUGCUGGGGCCUUGCAGUCAUAUAAGCUGGCCGCUAAAGCAAUUGCUAGGUUGCAGUCAUUGCCUAGUGGGAGCCUGGAAAGGCUCUGCGAUACCAUGGUUCAGGAGGUCUUUGAGCUUACUGGUUAUGACAGGGUGAUGACUUAUAAAUUUCACGAUGAUGACCAUGGAGAAGUUAUAUCUGAGGUUACAAAACCGGGUUUGGAGCCUUAUCUGGGUCUGCAUUAUCCAGCCACUGAUAUCCCUCAGGCUGCGCGCUUUUUAUUUAUGAAAAAUAAGGUUCGAAUGAUUGUUGACUGUCGUGCAAAACAUGUCAUGGUGAUACAAGACGAGAAGCUUCAAUUUGAACUUACCCUGUGUGGAUCAACCUUAAGGGCCCCACACAGCUGCCAUUUACAAUAUAUGGAGAAUAUGGACUCCAUUGCUUCUCUAGUUAUGGCAGUUAUAGUCAAUGAAGGGGCUGAAGAUGAUGAUGCUCUUGUGCAACCACAGAAAAGAAAGAGACUUUGGGGUUUAGUAGUAUGCCAUAAUACUACUCCGAGGUUUGUUCCAUUCCCUUUAAGGUAUGCUUGUGAGUUUCUAGCUCAAGUUUUUGCUAUUCAUGUGAACAAAGAAUUGGAAUUAGAAAAUCAGAUUGUUGAAAAAAACAUCCUGCGGACGCAGACACUCUUAUGCGAUAUGUUGAUGCGGGAUGCGCCUUUGGGAAUUGUGACACAAAGUCCAAACAUAAUGGAUCUUGUAAAGUGUGAUGGGGCUGCAUUGCUGUACAAGAACAAGAUAUGGAAGUUGGGAGCGACUCCAAGUGAUCUCCAAAUUCAAAAUUUAGCCAUGUGGCUUGCUGAAUACCAUAUGGAUUCCACAGGUUUGAGUACAGAUAGCUUGUAUGAUGCAGGGUACCCAGGAGCUCUAUCUCAUGGGGAUGUAGUUUGUGGAAUGGCGGCUGUGAGAAUAACUUCCAAGGACAUGCUCUUCUGGUUUCGGUCUCAAACUGCUGCAGAAAUCCGAUGGGGUGGAGCCAAACAUGAACCUGGCGAGAAAGAUGACGGUAGGAAGAUGCAUCCAAGAUCUUCCUUCAAGGCCUUUCUUGACGUUGUCAAGACAAGGAGUUUGCCUUGGAAGGACUACGAAAUGGACGCAAUCCAUUCUCUUCAGCUUAUACUGCGGAAUGCUUUUAAAGACUCUGAAAGUAUGGAUAUGGAUGCCAAAGCAAUUCACUCGAGGCUCAGCGACCUUAAAAUUGAAGGGAUGCAAGAACUGGAAGCAGUGACUAGCGAGAUGGUCAGAUUAAUUGAAACAGCCAGGGUGCCGAUUUUGGCAGUUGAUGUUGAUGGGCUCGUGAAUGGGUGGAACACAAAAAUUUCUGAGUUGACAGGUCUUCCUGUUGACAAGGCAAUUGGAAAGCAUCUGCUGACGCUUGUGGAAGAUACCUCAAUUGAUACAGUCAAAAACAUGUUGUUUUCUGCAUUGCAAGGCAAAGAGGAGCAGAACAUCCAAUUUGAGAUCAAAACUCAUGGAACCAAGGUGGAAGCUGGGCCUAUCACUUUAAUUGUAAAUGCUUGCGCAAGCAGGGACAUUAAUGAAAAUGUUGUUGGUGUGUGCUUUGUGGCUCAAGAUAUCACGGGCCAGAAGACAGUUAUGGAUAAAUUCACCCGAAUUGAAGGUGACUACAAAGCAAUAGCACAGAACCCAAACCCAUUGAUCCCUCCUAUAUUUGGAACAGAUGAAUUCGGCUGGUGUUCAGAGUGGAAUCCGGCAAUGACAAAAUUGACUGGUUGGAAGCGAGAAGAAGUGAUGGACAAAAUGCUUUUGGGGGAAGUUUUUGGAAUCAACAUGGCUUGUUGUCGUCUCAAAAACCGAGAAGCCUUUGUAAAUCUCGGUGUUUUACUUAAUAAUGCCAUGACUAGCCAGGAACCUGAAAAGGUUCCUUUCUGCUUCUUUGCUCGGGAUGGAAAGUAUGUGGAGUGCUUGUUGUGUGUGAGUAAGAAAUUGGAUAGAGAGGGUUCUAUUACUGGAGUCUUCUGCUUCCUGCAACUUGCAAGUCAAGAGCUGCAGCAAGCACUUCAUAUCCAGCGAUUAUCCGAGCAAACUGCUUUGAAAAGAUUGAAAACAUUAGCUUACAUAAAAAGGCAGAUAAGGAAUCCUCUCUCCGGGAUUACCUUUUCUCGCAAAAUGUUGGAGGGUACUGAGUUGGAUGCCGAACAAAAGCAGCUUCUGCAUACUAGUGCACAGUGUCAACGCCAACUCAGCAAAAUUCUUGAUGACUCGGAUCUUGAUAGCAUCAUUGAGGGGUACUUGGAUUUGGAAAUGAUCGAGUUCACUCUGUAUGAGGUACUAGUUGCAGCCAUCAGUCAAGUCACAAUGAAGAGCAAAGCAAAAGGAAUACGAAUAAUCCAUGAUGGUGCUGACGAGCUCAUGAACGAGACAUUAUAUGGUGAUAGCAUUAGGCUUCAACAGGUGUUGGCUGACUUCUUAUUGGCUUCAAUAAACUUCACUCCAAACGGAUGCCAGCUUACUGUUGCAGCUAAGUUUACAAAAGAUCAGUUAGGACAGUCUGUACAUCUCGUGCAUCUUGAACUCAGGAUAACACACGCUGGUGGUGGGAUACCAGAAUCAUUACUGAACCAAAUGUUCAGUAGUGAAGGUGUUGUUUCUGAUGAGGGCAUCAGUCUGUUUGUGAGUCGAAAGCUGACGAAGCUUAUGAACGGGGAUGUACAAUACUUAAGGGAAGCCGGGAGGUCGAGUUUUAUCAUAUCAGUUGAACUUGCAGCCAGCCAAAAAGCUCGAGCCUAACCGACUUGAAAGGAUGUAAGAUAUGACCAUCUGUUAGUGCAGGGAGAAAUUUGCAGAAAUGCAACUGUCCUCUUUGUUAUAAUUUGUGUUUUUUCUCAAGUUUGUAGAAAAUGUGCGAGUUAACAAACUCUUACAUCCUUUUGUUCAACAAAGUUUGCAUCUUUUAUGAAUAAGGCAUAAAAUAGUUGCUUGUUCAUUCUUCA
Molecule: messenger RNA, 4529 nt
Organism: Mercurialis annua (annual mercury)
Lineage: Eukaryota; Viridiplantae; Streptophyta; Magnoliopsida; Malpighiales; Euphorbiaceae
Product: phytochrome A
Exons: 6
Coding region: 955-4326 (1123 amino acids)
Biological process (GO): protein-tetrapyrrole linkage; red, far-red light phototransduction; detection of visible light
Molecular function (GO): phosphorelay sensor kinase activity; photoreceptor activity; protein homodimerization activity
Source: RefSeq, a predicted model, not a curated record